Messenger RNA from Coregonus clupeaformis (lake whitefish), 1803 nucleotides. Its product is annotated as alpha-1A adrenergic receptor-like. The coding region runs from base 1 to 1416 and encodes 471 amino acids. Gene Ontology annotation, cellular component: membrane. The record is from RefSeq and is a predicted model, not a curated record. NCBI's taxonomy places the organism in Eukaryota, Metazoa, Chordata, Actinopteri, Salmoniformes, Salmonidae. The transcript has 2 exons. Gene Ontology annotation, biological process: cell-cell signaling; phospholipase C-activating G protein-coupled receptor signaling pathway; positive regulation of cytosolic calcium ion concentration. Gene Ontology annotation, molecular function: alpha1-adrenergic receptor activity.
AUGGUUCCUAUAGCAGACAACAUGAACAUGACCCCAGAGCUUCCGACACAGAACUGCUCCAACUGCAGCCAAGCAUUUGUCCCAGAGCUCAAUGUGAUCAAGGCUGUGGCGCUGGGACUGAUACUUGGGACCUUCAUCAUAUUUGGGGUUUUUGGGAACAUCCUGGUUAUCUUGUCUGUGGUCUGUCAUCGACACCUACGAACAGUCACACACUACUUCAUUGUCAACCUAGCGGUGGCAGACCUCCUGCUGAGCUCCAUCGUGCUGCCCUUCUCUGCCACCUUUGAGAUCCUAGGGUACUGGGUGUUCGGACGGCCAUUCUGCAACGUGUGGGCAGCGAUGGACGUGCUGUGCUGCACAGCUUCCAUCAUGAGCCUGUGUGUGAUCUCAGUGGACCGCUACAUCGGGGUCAGCUACCCGCUGCGCUACCCAGCCAUCGUGACAGAGCGCAGGGCACUGCUGGCCCUGGUUGGCCUGUGGGCUCUGUCUGUCACCAUCUCCAUCGGCCCUCUGUUUGGCUGGAAGGAGCCGGUGCCUGAGGAUGAUUCUAUCUGUAAGAUCACAGAGGAGCCUGCCUAUGCCAUCUUCUCUGCUGUGGGCUCCUUCUACCUACCACUGGCCAUCAUACUGUCUAUGUACUGCAGGGUGUAUGUGGUGGCCCGCCAGGAGAGCCGGGGCCUGAGGGUGGGGCACAAAACAGACAAGUCAGAUUCAGAGAGCAUCACGCUGAGGAUCCAUCGCGGCAACACAGCCGUGUCUGAGGACGAGGCCCUGCGCAGCCACACACACUUCGCCCUGCGCCUCCUCAAGUUCUCCCGAGAAAAGAAGGCCGCCAAGACCCUGGGCAUUGUGGUUGGCUGCUUUGUGCUCUGCUGGCUGCCUUUCUUCCUGGUGCUGCCCAUAGGUUCCAUAUUCCCAGCAUACAGACCUUCGGACACAGUUUUCAAGAUCACCUUCUGGCUGGGCUACUUCAACAGCUGCAUCAACCCUAUCAUCUACCCCUGUUCCAACCAGGAGUUUAAGAAGGCCUUCCAGAGUAUUCUGGGAGUGCGCUGUCUGAGAGCCCAGCCCAGAGCCACUCAUCACCUGGGUCCAGGCCUCAGCCAAGCCCAUGUCCAGGGUAAUUCUCUCACUCUGAGACUAGAUGGCAGAGGCGACCCCUCCCAUCUUAGCCCCUCCUCCUCCAUAGCCCUGUCCCGCACACCCUCCUCUAGGGAUGGCAGAGAGUGGAAGAUAGAGACAGGACAGGCUAAGGUGGCCCAACUGUGCAGUAAGAGUCUGCUGAAGACCUGCUGCUGCAUCAGAGACGGGAGCCACAGCCAGCAGCCCAGCCAUCCCGAGCCCCCUCCACAUGGGACCCUGCCCAUCAUUAAGAUCCACCAGCUGUCUUUGUGUGAAAAUGGAGAGGCUGUAUAACCAGAGAUAAUGAUGGAGUAAAUUAUUUUGAAUGUCUCUGGUAUGAAUACUGUAGCUCAUCUUCUCUUAAACAAAAGGAUGAUGCACCCUCAAGGUCCAGUGCUAUUAAUGGAACUAAAGUGAAAAGUGAAUACAUUUCUAAGCCCAGUGGAGUUUACAACGAUGGAACAUUAAUAAUAGCUGGUGGAGAUGGUCGAUGAAAUUCUGAAAUAUUUUGAAUAUUCUGACUGCAGAUACACAAUGCCAGUGGAUUUAAAUGAAUGAUGUUUUUACACACUAAACCAAGGUCUUACCUUGAGAUGUUGACACUCUUUAAAGGUUCAAUGCAGCCAUUUGUAUCUACAUAUCAACUCAUUUCUGGGGUAACAGUUAAGUACCUUACUGUGA